Molecule: messenger RNA, 2049 nt
Organism: Saccostrea cuccullata (small rock oyster)
Lineage: Eukaryota; Metazoa; Mollusca; Bivalvia; Ostreida; Ostreidae
Exons: 3
Source: RefSeq, a predicted model, not a curated record
AUGGAUUCCUUUAUAACAGUAAAGACAACCCUCCAACAUAUGUCCGAGUCGGCGUUCAUGGGACUUUGUGAUAAACUUGGAACUUCACAACUUGUGGCCAUGAGAAGAGAUGUGGUGGACAUCAGGGAUAUGGUGGAAAAUCAAAGGAGAACAAGAGAUGAGGUUAGUGUGAUGGUGAGUGGAAGCUACAGAGAAGGGUUCAGACUGGAAGGAUCAGAUGUAGACUUUAUGUACUGGCCAAAUGAUCACCGUGUGAUCUGGGAAUUGUCUCAGUCUCAGUAUUACAACACACACAGACAAUCACUGAUCCUCUGUGACUGUUCUGAUAGUCCACCAGGAUUCACUUUGUUAUAUUUACUGUCACCAAGCAAGAACAGGAGUGUCCAGAGAGCUUGUGUAAGAGUUAAUAACAGGCUUUAUGUCUCCAGUUCAGAAUACAGAAAGAUUAUAUGUUCUGCAUUUUUACCUGACUCAAUUCCUCAUGGACCAUGUGUCAGUGGAGUUCUUUCAGGGGGAGCAGAAUAUGAUUUCGCCCACUGUUUUGUUAGUGACUUUUGGCCUCCAUCUGCCUCCUCGUGGAUAGACAGAUGUCACUCAUGGCCCCAGUCUCAUAUUGUUGAUGAUAUAGUGAAAAAUGGAUGUCACUUUGUAGCAAUUGGACAUAAACUAGGACGUCUUGAAGACCAAGAAUGGAGAAUUUCUUUCUCUUUUGCAGAACAUAGACUUGUGUGUGCUAUGAAUCACUGUCAAUUCUUAACGUAUGGCUUGCUUAAAUUGUUUUUAAGAGAAAUAAUUCAUUAUCGGUUAAGUGAUGAUCAUGAUAAAUUACUGUGUUCCUAUCACAUGAAGACAGCAGUUUUUUGGGCGAUUCAACAGAAUACAUUACAACACUGGUGUCCACAAAAUCUCCUGGGAUUUUUCUGGGUUUGUUUUAAACAAAUCCUUAAGUGGGUGUAUGAGGGGGUCUGUCCCAACUUUUUCAUUCCCCAAAAUAACAUGUUUCUGAGUAAAGUCAAUGGUGAAACCCAGCAUCAUCUAUUUAUAAGAUUGCAUGGAUUAUAUGAGAAGGGUUUAACAUUUCUGCUACACAGUUCCUCCAUUAGGUCCUGUAUUAUAAAUGUCCUUCUCAACCCCCACCUCUCCAUCUGUACAGAUGAACAUACUCUGAUUUCUGAGACCAAGUUUGAUACAGAGCUGUUUCAAGAGAUAUACAAAUUUGACACACUUUCCUCAUCAAACCUAGAAACCUAUAUGAAAUAUCUACAUACAAUAGAACUAUUGAUAGACUCACCCCUCCUAACACAGUAUCAAGUCCUGAUGCUACAGACACUUACAGCUACUGUUCUUCAGAAUAUUCCUUAUAUAUUACACAUAGAAACUUACACACAUAAAAACAAACUGAAAUACAGAGUUGACAAAAUGUCCUGUCACAUGUUGAAAUUAGCAGCCAAGUUUGGUUGUAUUACUGACAUGAUAUACAUAGCCAUGUAUUAUUACAAGACACGUAGAUACAUGGAAGCUUUAUCUAUUAUAGAGAUGAUCAAGGUCAAGUUUGCUCAGCCAUAUGUGAUGUUCAUGUUUGUAGAUACGGAGAUGUAUACUAGGGCUGUAGGGGGACAGUCCCGGUCUGCAAAAAUGAGACAGGCUGUAGCAUGGGAUAUCACACUUAACAAUGGAAUCCAUUAUAUCAGUGAAUUGAUAUCAGAACAAAUGUCUAGUCUACAGAACUACAGGCCUUCAUUAUAUGUCCCACAAUUUAUAAUGUUAUACAUGCUCGAGAUCUUUUGCUACAGAUACAUACACACAAUGAGAGCACAAACAGCUCUAGAUGAUCUACAGACCCUAGUUCACUAUGAUCAGGGACAGCUUAUAAAUUCAGAUUACAGAGACAUAUCGUGGCAGAUUCUGGGGAUCUGUCAACAGGUGACAGGGAACCUCCAGGCUGCUCUAUACUCAUACCAACAAUCUCUCGGACAAGAAUCGCACAACGGAAUUCAAACAGCUACAGAAAUUAGAAUACAAGAAUACCUCAGGGUGCUUCCACAUAAG